Molecule: messenger RNA, 1323 nt
Organism: Arachis ipaensis
Lineage: Eukaryota; Viridiplantae; Streptophyta; Magnoliopsida; Fabales; Fabaceae
Product: F-box/kelch-repeat protein At3g23880-like
Molecular function (GO): protein binding
Source: RefSeq, a predicted model, not a curated record
UUGGUCUGUUUUUGUUUGUCAAAUAGAAAUAAGGUUGGAAAAUUAGGGCAAUGGAGAUUGAGAACAAGAAGAGGAAGACGAGGAAUCACGAGGUUGUGGCUCUCCCUCAAGAACUGAUAGAGAAAAUUCUGUUACUUUUACCAUUGAAAUCCCUUGUUCGAUUCAGGUGCGUCUCUAAGCAAUGGUUCUCUAUGAUUUCCGAUUCUCAUUUCACAAAAUCGCAUUUCGAUCUCGCACCUACCACCACCAACGAUAUGCUUAUCUAUUUUUCGCCCGUGAAUUCCGUGGCUCGUUGUGUGGAUGUAGAAGAAUCGAUUCACCGUGAUUAUGCGGUUCGCAUUCCUGUAACUUAUGAACAUUAUGCCCUUAGGGUUAGGGGUUCUUGCAGGGGCUUCAUAUUGUUGCUUAAUUGCGUUAACGGUACGCAUUUUGUUAUGUGGAAUCCAACAACUGGUUUUCACACAAGAGUUUCAUAUCCAAGUGGUCUUUUUUUUCUACUUUGGGCUGGUAUUGGUUAUGACAAAUCUAGUGAUGAUUAUUUAGUAGUUGCUGGGUGGCGUGAUCGAUUUGAAGAAACUUCUAAUUUAAGACAUCGUUGGGAGUUUUUCUCUGUUAGAAACCAUUCAUGGAAAGAAAUUGAGACAGGGGACUUUCAUAGUAACCAUCUGAUUACCUGCAAUUCUGGAGUGUUUUGUAACGGUGCUAUUCAUUGGUUUGCGGUUCGCACUGUCGGUGAUAGUGCUAGGGUAAUUGUUGCCUUUGGUUUGGAGGAAAAGAAUCUAUCGAUAAUUUCGAUGCCCGAUUUACAAGGUGGUGGCACCCCGACUUUAAAGCUGUUGGGAGGAUACCUUGGGAUAUGUUACACGGAAUGGCAACCUUGGAGGAAUGAGCUAUGGGUGAUGAAAGAAUACAAGGUGGAGUCCAGUUGGACUAAGCUCAAUAUUGAUUUUCCUGAUGGAUUCAUCCCCAUGUGUUUAACUAGAGGCAGUGAAUGUGUCGGCUGGAAAAACAUAAAGGAGUUGAUGAAAUUUAGUGACAAAGGAAUGUUGUUAGAGUCUAGACGAACUAGUUGUGACAUUCACACAAUCAAGCUAAUGUUUGCUAGGACCUUGCUCACGCUGCCCGGUCAGUAAAGAAUAAACGGCGAAGGCAAUCGCUAAUUGCAAACAAGAGUAGGGUAUGUAAAUAUGAAAUGUUCUCAAAAUUUUCUGAUUGCUUGUUUCUGUUGAUCUUGCAUUGUUGAUUGAAUGGAACGUGUAGAAUGCAACAUGGGACACAGUUUAUUUAAUGCAUUUUCAUUGUUUAGAUGGAAAAGUUUUAGUU